Molecule: messenger RNA, 945 nt
Organism: Orycteropus afer afer
Lineage: Eukaryota; Metazoa; Chordata; Mammalia; Tubulidentata; Orycteropodidae
Product: olfactory receptor 10AG1-like
Biological process (GO): G protein-coupled receptor signaling pathway
Cellular component (GO): membrane
Molecular function (GO): G protein-coupled receptor activity; olfactory receptor activity
Source: RefSeq, a predicted model, not a curated record
AUGAACCAAAAAGUGAAAAAAGCAGAUAGCAAUCUCUCUACAGUGAUGCAGUUUGUAUUGCUUGGAUUUUCUGAAAUUUCAGAUCUCCAAGGGUUUCUAUUUGGAGUGUUCUCCAUCAUUUACAUGAUUAUUGUAACUGGAAAUAGCCUCAUAAUAAUCUUAACCAGACUUGAUCCUGCAUUACAGAAACCCAUGUAUUUUUUCCUGGCCAAUUUUUCCUUUUUGGAAAUCUGUUACGUGUCUGUCACUCUCCCCAGGAUUCUGGUGAAUCUUUGGACUCAGGGUAGAAGCAUUUCCUUGGUGGCAUGUGCCACUCAAAUGUGUUUCUUUCUUGUACUGGGGACCACUGAAUGUUUCCUCCUGGCUGUGAUGGCUUAUGACCGCUAUGUGGCCAUUUGUAACCCUCUGCACUAUCCUCUAGUCAUGAACCAAAUGAUGUGUGUUCAGCUAGUAGUUGGCUCCUGGAUUAUUGGAAUCCCACUCCAGGUAGGCCUAACUGCUCAAGUGUUCUCUCUGCAUUUUUGCAAUUCAAAUCAAAUCAACCAUUACUUCUGUGACAUCCCUCCUAUUAUCAAGCUGGCCUGUGAGGACACUGCUCUUCAUGAGAUAUUUGUCUAUAUAGUAGCAAUGCUGUUUGCUGCAAUGCCUUUUAUGUGGAUACUCGUCUCCUACAGCAAAAUCAUUUCCACUAUUCUGAAGAUUCCAACAGCCUCAGGAAGGGCUAAAGGGUUUUCUACAUGUUCUUCUCACCUGCUGGUUGUGGUUUUAUUCUUUGUGUCUGCUACUAUCACCUAUUUAAGACCCAAGUCUAGUCAUUCUGCAGGAAUGGACAAGUUGCUCUCUCUUUUCUACACCAUUGUGACUCCGAUGUUCAAUCCCAUGAUUUACAGUCUUAGAAAUAAAGAUGUUCUUGCUGCACUGAGAAAAUUACUGCUUAAAAAGUAA